Molecule: messenger RNA, 2028 nt
Organism: Cydia fagiglandana
Lineage: Eukaryota; Metazoa; Arthropoda; Insecta; Lepidoptera; Tortricidae
Product: pickpocket protein 28-like
Exons: 14
Coding region: 1-1785 (594 amino acids)
Biological process (GO): sodium ion transmembrane transport
Cellular component (GO): plasma membrane
Molecular function (GO): ligand-gated sodium channel activity
Source: RefSeq, a predicted model, not a curated record
AUGGAAGAGGAAGAAGAGGGUGUGUCCGGGGAGUUCGGGAAGGUGUGCAUCAGGAAGCAAAGGAAGAAGCGGCAGAAGCUCCUCCUCAUAGAACUGGUCCUAGACUUUGCGAAGAACACCACCCUCCACGGCCUACGGUAUACCACCGAAGUCGGACUUACGGUUGUCGAGAAAGUGUUUUGGGUCUUGACGUUCGUGGCCAGUGUGGUCAUGUGCUUCAUUCUGAUCGAGCGAGUUUGGCAUAAAUGGUGGUACAGUCCUGUCAUCGUGUCGUUCAAUGAGAUGAUGAUUCCUGUCGGAGAAGUACCAUUUCCAUCCAUUACAAUAUGCCCGCAGUGGAAAUGCAAAACGUCGGCUUAUAGAUACACAGAAAAAUUUGUAAAGUAUGGAAAAAGGCGCAAAAACAACAACAACAACAUCGAUAGAGAGGCGUUAUUUUCAUCAGUGGUUAACGAGGAGGAGGAAAGAAUAUUGCUCGAAGAUGCUUUCCUGGUGUGUGAAAACUUUUACAGAUACUUGACGCCUCGAAAUAAAUCGAAUGAAUCUCUUGUAAAUAAUAUAGUACAAAUGGCACCAGAUGUUGAAGAAGUGAUGCUUUCCUGUACAUGGAGAGGUCAGGCGGUGCCAUGUGGGCAGUACUUCAAAGAAGUUCUCACCAGCGAAGGCGUGUGCUUUAACUUUAACUCUUUAUCGUAUGACGAAAUUUUCAAAACCAAAAGCAUUCAAAACGAAUACAUCUAUUUAAAUGCUUCAACCCCAGCAAAUAAAUGGAAUAUUAUUUCUGGAUAUUCGAGUCCAACUUCGAAAAGAAAAAAGAAGAAGACAAAAGGAAGAAAAGCAAAAGUAGAAGAUGAUUCAGAAGAAUAUCCACGGCGUGGCCAGGAAAAUGGUGCGCGACCGGAUCUCGAAAUUGUACUUGUUGAAAACGCAACAGAUGUCGACGAAUCUUGCAACAGCCUAUCUAAUGGCUGGAAAAUAUAUCUCCAGCACCCAGCUGAUAUGCCCCAGGCCUCGCUAUAUUACUACGCAGCCAUCCCCGAUCAGGUCACCUCUUUGGCUCUCAAGUUCAGUAUCCUCAAUACGUCGGAAAGCUUGAUGAACUACAAAUAUGAACAGCGGCAGUGCUACUUCCCCAAGGAUCGUAAGCUUCAAUACUUCGGGACGUACACACCGGACAACUGCCGACUGGAAUGUCUGUCGCUAUAUACCUACAAGCGGUGCGGUUGUGUGUGGUAUCACAUGCCGCAUCACAACAGUUCAGAAAUAUGCACAGCGCAGCAAAGACGGUGCGUUGAAAAGGCACAAGGAGGAAGAAGAUUUCUUAUUAUUUCUUCUUCUUCUUCCCUUCUUCUCCUUCUUAUAAAGUUCAUUAUUAUUUCAGAUGAGUUAGCAUCAAAUAAACUAAAGCAAAGCAAAUGUAACUGUUUGCCGUCAUGCGACAGUGUACAUUACGAUGCAGAAAUACUUAAAACAAACUUUGAUAUCAAGAAACAUAUAAAAGCUAUGAACAAAAAAUAUGAUUACACUAUAUCAGACAACUACAAUUACUCACGCUUGGAAAUUUACUUCAAAGAACCCCGAUUCGUAUCAAUGCGGCGCUCAGAACUGUUCGGAUUGACAGACUUCCUGGCCAACUGCGGUGGGUUACUUGGACUGUUCCUCGGAUUCUCCUUCCUUAGCCUUGUUGAGAUCUUCUACUUCUGUACUCUCAGAUUAUGGUGUACCCUGAAAAAGGACAUCAAAAUUGAAAAGAAGAAGUUAAAGGAAAGCAUGUAUAGAAAAUAGUUUAUUUUGCAUUAUUAAGUAUGUAUGUAUCUUUUUUGUAAAAUUCUUGUAAAUCUAUGUUAAGAAUGACUUUAAUAAUUAUUGCUUUAGGAGACUUAUAUUAUUUUACCUGAUUUUACUAAUAUGUAGUAUUUUAGUAGGUAUAUAUGUGUUGUUGACGUGUUUUUAGUAAGUAAAUAAUUAUUUAGAAUGUUUUAUUUUAGUUAGAUAUAGUUACGUGUAUGCGACAAAUAUUACAUAAGU